GUGUUGUUCAACGAGCAGCAGUCGCAGUACGUGAAACUGGACGUGGUGACCAAUGGCCCUCGGCCCCAGACGCUGCAGUGCAUGGAGGGCUACGGGACCACCCCCUCGGCGGGGCCGCACUCGUUCCACUUUGUGAAACCGUGCCAGGUGUCCGGCCUCCUGCGGCUGGAGAAAAACACAGAGCUGAAAGCCGUUACGGGCUCGUCCUUCAGUCUCCAUCCUGUAGCCAAUCACGUCUUCAGCAUCUUCAAAGUCAACUGAAGCGCUGCUCAUCUGAUCUUCUUUGGAACGUAUUCAUAAACUUAUCAGAAGUACAUCAGAAGAGGUUUUUUUCUUGACCUACGUGGCAAAACUGUCAUAAGGAAUCACAAAAUGCUGCAGCUUUUUUCCCCCCUAACAUUCCCCACAUAUGUUCAUUUGAAAAACAAACCUGAUAUUUGUGGGAGUUGUUGUGGAGUUUGUCUCUGGACUGCCGGGCCGCUUCGGAAUGUAGUUUUGGAUUUAAACCAAGACCCACAGUGCCUUGAUGAAUUUCUGCCGAGAGAACAGAUGUGAUGGGAGCUGCCAUGUAGAUUAAAGAGCUUCACAGAAAAAGACAUUUCCUUGGAUUUUAGCCUUUGUAUAAUGUGCCUACACUCUUUUUAUAUAUAUAUAUAAAACUGACAGUUAAAGCUGUGCACCUUCCACUUCCACAGCUGAGAGCGUCUAUACAAAUAUACUCCAGUCGAUUAGCCUAUAUAAACAAUGCUGUGUCUUUGUAUGAAAUUUACCAAAUCAACAACUUUGUACUGAUUUUAUAACUUUAACAAUGCAAUUUGUGUACAUGAAUUUACUUCAAACUCUCUUUUAUUAUAUACAYUUUUGUAUAUAAGUUGAACAUUUUGCUGAAUGUGCAUCUAGUCAUGAGCUGGCAGAGAGAGGGGAGCAUUUUAAGUAACUUGGAUGUGAAUUUAUUCCCUUUUUCUACGGUCAAAUGAUUGUAUAGUUUMAAUGAUGAGGUGCAAGGUAUUGUAAGCAAAAUAUAAAACUUUAAAUUUACCAUUGUUUGCUUUAAAAAGAUUUAUUUUUGGUUUUAUUACGGCUAACCUAACAUCUAAUACCUACUAUUGUACAAGACUUGUACAAAACUUGACAUCAUCAUCAAUUUUACGCAGUAUUUCAGUAAAUGGUGUUAAAACA
Austrofundulus limnaeus is the source of this 1179-nucleotide messenger RNA. Its product is annotated as tumor necrosis factor ligand superfamily member 12. The record is from RefSeq and is a predicted model, not a curated record. Gene Ontology annotation, molecular function: receptor ligand activity; tumor necrosis factor receptor binding. Gene Ontology annotation, biological process: immune response. Lineage: Eukaryota; Metazoa; Chordata; Actinopteri; Cyprinodontiformes; Rivulidae. Gene Ontology annotation, cellular component: membrane.